AUGGAUUUUUUUUGGAAGAUGUGGACAUGGAUUUUGAGCCUAGUCAUGGUUUCAUCGGAAUUUCACAGUGACAACAGGCUUUCAUAUAGUUCUCAAGAGGAAUUCCUGUCUUACCUUGAACACUACCAACUAACAAUCCCAAUAAGGGUUGAUCAAAAUGGAGCCUUCCUCAGCUUUACUGUGAAAAAUGCUAAACCGUCAAGAAGGAGGAGGAGUACAGACCCUUAUAACCAAGAACUGGCAUCAUCUAAAUUAUUUUUUAAACUUUCUGCCUAUGGCAAGCACUUUCAUUUAAACCUGACUCUCAACACAGAUUUGGUGUCUAGACAUUUUACAGUAGAAUACUGGGGGAAAGAUGGACCUCAGUGGAAGCACGAUUUUUUAGACCACUGUCAUUACACAGGAUAUUUGCAAGACCAACACAGUACAACUAAAGUGGCCUUAAGCAACUGCAAUGGUCUGCAUGGUGUCAUUGCUACAGAAGAUGAAGAGUAUUUUAUUGAGCCUUUAAGGAAUAUAACAAAAAAUUCCAGUAACUUUAAUUAUGAAAAUGGUCAUCCACAUGUUAUAUACAAAAAGUCUGCCAUGCACCAGCAACAUCUCUAUGCUCGUGGUCACUGUGGAGUCUCAGACCUCACAAGAAGCGGUAAACCGUGGUGGAUGAGUGAUGCAUCUGCUUUUCCAACUUCACUUCCAGUCAAUGACACGUUAAAUAGUCAUAGUCGACAGAAGAGAUCAGUAAGCCUUGAACGGUUUGUGGAAACGCUGGUAGUAGCAGACAAAAUGAUGGUGGGAUACCAUGGUCGCAAAGACAUUGAGCACUAUGUUUUGAGUGUAAUGAAUAUUGUUGCCAAACUUUAUCAUGAUUCCAGUCUAGGAAACAUUGUGAAUAUUAUAGUGACACGUUUAAUUGUCCUCACUGAAGACCAGCCAAACUUGGAGAUAAACCACCAUGCAGACAAGUCCCUCGAUAGCUUCUGUAAGUGGCAGAAAUCCAUUCUGUCCCAUCAAAGUGAUGGAAACACCAUUCCAGAAAAUGGGAUUGCCCACCAUGAUAACGCGGUUCUUAUUACUAGAUAUGAUAUCUGCACUUAUAAAAACAAGCCUUGUGGAACACUGGGCUUGGCCUCUGUGGCUGGAAUGUGUGAGCCUGAAAGGAGCUGCAGCAUUAAUGAAGACAUUGGCCUAGGUUCAGCUUUUACCAUUGCACAUGAGAUUGGUCACAAUUUUGGUAUGAAUCAUGAUGGAAUUGGAAAUUCCUGUGGGACCAAAGGUCAUGAAGCAGCAAAGCUAAUGGCAGCUCAUAUUACAGCAAACACCAACCCUUUCUCUUGGUCAGCCUGCAGUCGGGAUUACAUCACCAGUUUUUUAGAUUCAGGCCGUGGUACUUGCCUUGAUAAUGAGCCUCCCAAGCGUGAAUUUCUUUAUCCAGCUGUGGCCCCAGGUCAGGUGUAUGAUGCUGAUGAACAGUGUCGCUUCCAGUAUGGAGCAACAUCUCGCCAAUGUAAAUAUGGGGAAGUGUGUAGAGAGCUCUGGUGCCUCAGCAAAAGUAACCGCUGUGUUACCAACAGCAUUCCAGCAGCUGAAGGUACUCUUUGCCAAACAGGGAGCAUUGAAAAGGGGUGGUGUUAUCAGGGAGAGUGCGUACCUUUUGGCACUUGGCCCCAGAGCAUAGAUGGGGACUGGGGUUCGUGGUCAAUAUGGGGAGAGUGCAGCAGGACCUGCGGGGGAGGAGUCUCCUCAUCUGUAAGACACUGUGACAGUCCAGCGCCUUCAGGUGGAGGCAAAUAUUGUCUUGGAGAAAGGAAACGGUAUCGCUCCUGUAAUACUGAUCCAUGUCCUCCUGGGGACCGUGAUUUUCGAGAAAAACAAUGUGCGGACUUUGACAAUAUGCCUUUCCGGGGAAAGUAUUAUAACUGGAAACCCUACACUGGAGGUGGGGUUAAACUAUGUGCAUUAAACUGCUUGGCUGAAGGCUAUAAUUUUUACACUGAACGUGCUCCUGCAGUAAUAGAUGGGACUCAGUGCAAUGCUGAUUCACUGGAUAUCUGUAUCAAUGGAGAAUGCAAGCAUGUAGGCUGUGAUAACAUUUUGGGGUCUGAUGCUAAGGAAGAUAGAUGCCGUGUUUGUGGAGGAGAUGGGAGUACAUGUGAAGACAUUGAAGGUUUCUUCAAUGAUUCAUUGCCCAGAGGAGGCUAUAUGGAAGUGAUUCAAAUUCCAAGAGGUUCUGUACACAUUGAGAUAAGAGAAGUGGCAAUGUCAAAGAACUACAUUGCUUUAAAAUCUGAAGAGGAUGACUACUAUAUUAAUGGUGCCUGGACUAUUGACUGGCCAAGAAAGUUUGAUGUUGCUGGAACAGCUUUCCAUUACAAGAGGCCAACAGAUGAACCAGAGUCUUUGGAAGCACUAGGCCCUACUUCAGAAAAUCUCAUAGUCAUGAUUCUGCUACAGGAACAAAAUUUGGGUAUAAGGUAUAAAUUCAGUGUUCCCAUCUCUCGCACUGGCAGUGGAGAUAAUGAAGUUGGCUUUGCAUGGAAUCAUCUGCCUUGGUCAGAAUGUUCUGCUACUUGUGCUGGAGGUGUGCAGAAACAAGAGGUGGUGUGUAAAAGGCUGGAUGACAACUCCAUUGUACAAAACAAUUACUGUGACCCUGACAGUAAGCCUCCAGAAAACCAAAGAGCCUGCAACACUGAGCCUUGCCCACCUGAAUGGUUUAUAGGAGAUUGGUCAGAAUGCAGUAAGACCUGUGAUGGAGGAAUGCGUUCAAGAACAGUUCUCUGUAUCAGAAAGAUUGGGCCUUCUGAGGAGGAGACACUGGACAAUACCAACUGUUUAACACAUCGGCCUAUUGAAAAAGAGCCGUGUAACAAUCAGUCCUGUCCCCCACAGUGGGUCACUAUGGACUGGUCAGAAUGCACACCAAAGUGUGGCCCAGGGUUCAAACACCGAAUUGUUCUGUGCAAAAGCAGCGAUCUUUUAAAAACUUUUCCAGUCGCGCAAUGCCAAGAGGAAAGCAAACCUCCAGUCCGCAUCCGCUGUAGUUUAGGCCGAUGUCCUCCUCCUCGCUGGGUCACUGGAGACUGGGGACAGUGUUCUGCACAGUGUGGUCUUGGGCAACAGAUGCGAACAAUACAAUGCCUCUCAUACACUGGACAAGCAUCCAGUGAGUGUCCAGAAACACUUAGACCUCCAUCAAUGCAGCAGUGUGAAAGUAAAUGUGACAGUACACCCAUUUCCAACACAGAAGAGUGCAAAGAUGUGAACAAAGUGGCAUAUUGCCCACUGGUGUUGAAGUUCAAGUUCUGCAGUCGAGCAUACUUCAGACAGAUGUGCUGCAAGACCUGCCAAGGACGCUGA
Charadrius vociferus (killdeer) is the source of this 3357-nucleotide messenger RNA. RefSeq names its product A disintegrin and metalloproteinase with thrombospondin motifs 6-like. Bases 1 to 3357 code for a protein of 1118 amino acids. Gene Ontology annotation, cellular component: extracellular matrix. Gene Ontology annotation, molecular function: metalloendopeptidase activity. NCBI's taxonomy places the organism in Eukaryota, Metazoa, Chordata, Aves, Charadriiformes, Charadriidae. Gene Ontology annotation, biological process: extracellular matrix organization; proteolysis. The record is from RefSeq and is a predicted model, not a curated record. The transcript has 24 exons.